AUGUGUCACCCAAACUUGCAUUAUGCAACCUUGGACUCUCCUCAGUAUGAAAUAAAGGGAAUUACGCCUUUAUGCUUGGCGAGUUACUUGGGAAAAGCAGAUAUUAUCCAGUUACUGUUGGAUGAUGGAAGGGUCAAUGUGGAUGGAACGGACAGUAAGAAUGCAACUGCUUUGAUGUAUGCUGCCAGAGAUGGUAAUGUGCCUAUCAUUAAAACAUUACUCAGAUACAGCGCAUCGCCUGACGUGACAGAUAGCCAUGGAUGGUCUGCUAUUCAAUAUGCGGAAAGGAACCCCGAGAUUGUACAGAUGUGUGAACAAGUGCUCCGAGUGAAAAGAGCAGAAUAUGCUGUAAGCGAACCUUUUAAAAAAACAGUGGCGUAG
Rhizopus microsporus ATCC 52813 is the source of this 381-nucleotide messenger RNA. RefSeq names its product ankyrin. The transcript is spliced from 2 exons. Gene Ontology annotation, molecular function: protein binding. NCBI's taxonomy places the organism in Eukaryota, Fungi, Mucoromycota, Mucoromycetes, Mucorales, Rhizopodaceae. The record is from RefSeq and is a predicted model, not a curated record. Bases 1 to 381 code for a protein of 126 amino acids.